This is a messenger RNA of Phragmites australis (common reed), 2057 nucleotides long. RefSeq lists its product as uncharacterized. The transcript has 9 exons. NCBI's taxonomy places the organism in Eukaryota, Viridiplantae, Streptophyta, Magnoliopsida, Poales, Poaceae. The coding region runs from base 722 to 1426 and encodes 234 amino acids. The record is from RefSeq and is a predicted model, not a curated record.
CCGACGCAGCCGCAGCGGCACCACUCCCUCUCUUCUACCCUCCCUUUCUUUUUUGUUGCACCGGAGAGAGGGAGAGAGAGAAAAGAAGAGGAAGGUAUGGAACGGAACGGAACGGAUGGUUGGGCGCCAUGGGCGGAUGGCGUGCCUAAAACUUCACCAUAUGGAAAGAGAGAGAGAGAGAGAAAGGAAGAGAUGAGCGAAACCAGAGGGAGAAAAAUGGAGGAGAGAGAGAGAGAGAAGGGGAGGGAGGGAGGGACUCGCAAGCGAGGCAGAGAAAGAGGACGAGAAAUAGCCUGCAUCGAGGCGGCAUAAUUUCUCUUGUUGAGGAAGUGGUGAGCAGGGCAGGAACCAUUCCCAAUUCUCCAUCCUCCUCCCCUCGCCUCCCUGCAUCUCCUCAAUCUCCAGCUCUCCGAUUUCUCCAUCUUCUUGAGCGUGCAUCAAGAUCGAUCGAGCAGCAAGAGGAGAAAGAGAAUCCCAAGGGCGUGGAUGACUCCAAAACAACAACCAAGAAACAAAGAGCAUGCAUGUCCAUGGAUCAUGGCCUCCCACUUCCUAAUCAACGUGCCACGUUCCCUUCUUCAUGCUGCCUGGAUUCAUUGAUUAAUUCAUUCCCAUUGAGAAAGAGCGAUCGAGAUAGCACCGGCAGGGAUCAGCAGCAGCCACCUCCCUCCUUUGAUGGGCAUUUUUUUCCAUUUCAACUCCAACACCAACAGUUGAUGCUAUGGUUGGAAAUAGGACAUGGUUUGGAGGGCUUUUCAAUAGCUCAGGCAAAAGGCGCCAAGUAAGUGCAGAGAAGAUAUUUGAGCUGACCCCUCUUCAGGAACAGCAGUUGCAAAAGUUGAAGGAAAGGCUAAAUGUACCUUAUGAUGAAACUCGGCCAGAUCAUCAGGAAUCACUUAGGGCUCUUUGGAAUGCCUCCUUUCCUGAUACAGAGCUCACUAGCUUAGUUUCAGAACAGUGGAAAGAUAUGGGGUGGCAGGGCGUGAACCCAACGACCGAUUUCAGGGGCUGUGGAUUUGUUUCACUUGAGAACCUUUUAUUUUUCGCAAGAACAUAUCCGGCUUCUUUCAAGAGGUUGUUGCUGAAGCAACAAGGAAUGCGAGUCACAUGGGAGUACCCCUUUGCCGUUGCAGGUGUAAACAUCUCAUACAUGUUAAUUCAGCUGCUGGACCUCAACUCAGCGCGACCGAAAUCUUUGCCAGGGAUUAACUUUAUCAAAGUGUUGGCAGAACAUGAGGAGGCAUUUGAUGUGCUGUACUGCAUAGCUUUCGAGAUGAUGGAUGCUCAAUGGUUAGCAAUGCGAGCGUCGUACAUGCAGUUCAAAGAGGUGCUGGAAGCCACAAGGCAGCAGCUGGAGAGGGAGCUCUCCCUGGAGGAUCUCCAUGGCAUCCAUGACCUGCCUGCUUACAACCUAUUGUACAAAUAGGGGAUAGAUCCAAUCCAGUCAAAGGAAAAAAGAAAAGAAAAGAAAAACACACAUCAUCGAUCAGCCUGUAAAAUACUCCAUCCACUUCUUCUCUGUUUUGCCACGGAGUCUAGGGAUAUAUAUUAUGUAUGUAUAUACAGGUACACGCCCCUGAGCUGAGCAUACGUACUUCUCUCGACUGUUUUUAUCAUGCAUGAAAAAAAAAGUUAAUCCUGACAGCCAAAAAAACUCUGAAGUGGUAGCUUUCAGAUAUAAAAAAAGAAAGAGUUGUUUGCACUUGCAUGAAUUGCUGCUGCAUGUGCCAAUUGCUUUGACUGGUCCGAGCUAGCUAGCCAUCCAAUGAUCAGAUCGGAUCCGAUCAGAGCCGGACCUUAUGUGUUUGGCUGUGCAUAAAUAUAUUAUUUAUUUAUAUCUGGCGCAUGUCAUGUGAUCCUGAUUCUUAUUGGGGGAAAAAAGUUGCAAGCGAGAGAUGUAACUAAACUAAGUAGCGCUACAGGAACAGCAUACAUAACAUUUGAAUAAUGAUACGUUCCAUCCCUGCAAGUGCAACAGUGUUGCAGAUGAGAUACAUACCACUGUUGCUGUAGCAUUACAUGGAUAGAUUUGGCAGAGCAGAAAAGAGCACAAGACA